Diprion similis is the source of this 1316-nucleotide messenger RNA. Its product is annotated as phosphoserine aminotransferase. Gene Ontology annotation, cellular component: cytoplasm. The coding region runs from base 15 to 1139 and encodes 374 amino acids. NCBI's taxonomy places the organism in Eukaryota, Metazoa, Arthropoda, Insecta, Hymenoptera, Diprionidae. Gene Ontology annotation, biological process: L-serine biosynthetic process. The record is from RefSeq and is a predicted model, not a curated record. The transcript has 9 exons. Gene Ontology annotation, molecular function: O-phospho-L-serine:2-oxoglutarate transaminase activity; pyridoxal phosphate binding.
CACGGCAGCCAACGAUGACGGACAUGGCGAACAACUCGACCUCCGGUGUCAUCAACUUCGGCGCAGGCCCAGCAAAACUUCCGCGAAAGGUACUGAAAGAUGUGCAAGACGAACUCCUUAGCUAUGCCAACACUAAAAUCAGCGUUCUCGAGCUCAGCCAUAGGUCCGGUGAUUUCAAAAAAAUCAUUGAAGAUGCUCAAGCAAGUGUACGGGAUCUCUUAAAAAUUCCGGAUAAUUACAAGGUCUUAUUUCUUCAAGGAGGUGGCACCGGUAUGUUCGCAGCUGUACCUUUGAAUCUUCUAAACGAAGCGGGAACAGCUGACUACAUUGUUACAGGCUCAUGGUCCGCUAAGGCAGCCAAAGAAGCAGCAAAAUAUGCUAAAGUGAACUUGGUACUUCCCAAGGCCAACAAGUACACAGAUAUUCCAGAUCCAUCAACUUGGAAUUUAAAUCCAGAAGCUUCUUAUGUUUAUUACUGUGCCAACGAGACUGUUCAUGGCAUUGAAUUUAACUACGUCCCUGAAGUCGGGGAUGUUCCUUUGGUAGCUGAUAUGUCCUCAAAUAUGUUGUCGCGUCCGAUUGACAUUUCAAAGUUUGCAGUCAUAUUUGCUGGAGCUCAGAAGAACAUCGGACCAGCAGGUGUUACUCUUGUAAUAGUCCGCGAUGACGUGCUUGGACAUCCUAAGUCAAUCUGCCCAUCAGUAUUGGAUUUCUCUAUCAUGGCAACGGAUAAUUCUGUCCAUAAUACACCACCAACAUUCCAAAUAUACGUCGUUGGCCGAGUUUUCGACUGGAUUAAGGAAAAUGGUGGAGUUGAAGGCAUGGAGAAACUGGCGAUAGCAAAGAGCAAAGCUAUAUAUGAUGUGAUCGAUAACUCAAAUGGAUUUUACCACUGCCCGAUCAGACGUGAUGCGCGUAGCCGAAUGAAUAUUCCGUUCAGAAUUGGUGGCGAUGACGAAGACUUGGAAAAUACUUUCUUAACUGGGGCUUCAGCUCGUGGAAUGCUUCAGCUCAAGGGUCACAGGUCUGUUGGUGGUAUACGUGCCUCUUUGUACAACGCAGUGACUAUGGAGGAUGUUCAAGCAUUAGUAACCUACAUGAAUUAUUUUUACCGUCUACAUCGUAAACAGAAAGACUAGAAAAAAAGAUUAGCCGGCCUUCUGAAGUGAGUAAUAGCUCAUCGGCGUAAGCUUGAGCUACAGCACAUGGCAGACCUUCAGGAUCUAUCCCAGGCCAUCUUAAAUCAUCAGACUCCAGCCUGUAGAUAAAAGAGCGUAUAAUGUUGUAACCGAAAUGAUAAGUUGACUGAAAGUUAA